This is a messenger RNA of Pieris brassicae (large cabbage white), 4043 nucleotides long. It is a transcript of the gene Gprk1, whose product is annotated as G protein-coupled receptor kinase 1. The coding region runs from base 375 to 2492 and encodes 705 amino acids. Gene Ontology annotation, molecular function: G protein-coupled receptor kinase activity; G protein-coupled receptor binding; ATP binding. The record is from RefSeq and is a predicted model, not a curated record. NCBI's taxonomy places the organism in Eukaryota, Metazoa, Arthropoda, Insecta, Lepidoptera, Pieridae. Gene Ontology annotation, biological process: protein phosphorylation; regulation of signal transduction; G protein-coupled receptor signaling pathway. The transcript has 16 exons.
AAAGAUUGUCCAAAAUGGAAAAUGAAAUGGACUGCUGCUGAUAAGUGGUAGUGUACAGUAUAUUCUUGGAUUAAGCAGGUUUUGCUAUUAACAAUCGCUAUUAAAUAAUCUAUUUUAAGUUACGUGUUUUAUUAAAAAGUUUAAAUAAGAAAAUGAUUGUUAAUAUUUGCCAUUGUGUCUCUAAUGUGCCCUUUUCAUUAUUAUGAAAAUGUGUCAGCGUUCAUCAACAAAUGGUGUAAAACGCGAGUGCUUAGUAGUCAUGUAAAUGAGGUUAGAACUGUUGAUGAUAACUGAAAGUGGACUACGGAUUUAGAUUAGUGUUUGUGCAGUGAUUUAGUGUUUUAGUCUGGUGAAGGUGUUAAUUCAGACUCAAAAUGGCGGAUCUCGAAGCUGUCCUGGCGGACGUCAGCUAUUUGAUGGCAAUGGAAAAGUCUAAAUGUACCCCAGCAGCCAGAGCAAGCAAAAAGAUUGUUCUACCUGACCCAAGUGUACGGAGUGUUAUGCACAAAUAUAUGGAAAAGAAAAAUGAAGUUAAUUUUGACAAAAUAUUCAAUCAAGUCUUAGGUUAUUUAUUAUUUAAGGAAUUCUGUGAACAAACGUCAGAAGAACCAGUGCCACAAUUAAAGUUUUACGAGGAGAUCAAAUUAUAUGAAAAGCAAGAAUGCGUGGAGGAGAGGCGGCGGAUCGCAAGAGACAUUUACGAUAAUUUUAUUAUGAAAGAACUCCUUGCUCAUUCCCACGAUUAUUCUAAAGAGUGUGUAGCGCACGUACAGAAAUAUCUAUUGAAACACGAUGUACCACCGAACCUAUUUGAGCCAUACAUUGAAGAGAUAUUUCAACAUUUGAGAGGGGAGCCAUUCAAAAGUUUUCUAGAAAGCGACAAAUACACGAGGUUUUGCCAAUGGAAGAAUUUGGAGCUGAACAUACAACUAACGAUGAAUGACUUCAGCGUACAUCGCAUUAUCGGCCGAGGAGGCUUCGGUGAAGUGUACGGAUGCAGGAAAGCUGACACAGGAAAAAUGUACGCAAUGAAAUGUCUCGACAAGAAACGUAUAAAGAUGAAGCAAGGUGAAACCCUCGCGCUCAACGAGCGGAUUAUGCUCUCACUAGUCAGUACCGGGGUGGACUGCCCAUUCAUAGUGUGUAUGACGUACGCCUUCCAUACACCAGACAAGCUUUGUUUCAUAUUGGAUCUCAUGAAUGGUGGAGAUCUUCAUUAUCAUCUGUCGCAGCACGGCGUCUUCAAUGAGGCUGAAAUGAAGUUUUACGCCGCUGAAGUUAUAUUAGGACUCGAGCAUAUGCACAAACGCCAUAUCGUGUACAGAGAUUUGAAGCCUGCCAACAUCUUACUGGAUGAGCACGGUCACGUCAGGAUAUCGGACUUGGGUCUCGCCUGUGAUUUCUCGAAGAAGAAACCUCACGCCAGUGUCGGUACCCACGGCUACAUGGCCCCCGAAGUGCUGUCGAAGGGCACGGGCUACGACUCGUCGGCUGACUGGUUCAGCUUCGGGUGCAUGCUUUACAAACUGCUCAAAGGCCACUCGCCCUUCCGCCAACACAAGACCAAGGACAAACACGAGAUCGAUCGGAUGACCUUGACCAUGAAAUAUAAUGUUCACCAGAACGUGGAACUGCCGGAGUCUUUCAGUCCGAGUCUGAAGAGUCUGCUCGAAGGUCUGCUGCAGAGGGACAUCAACAAGAGACUCGGGUGCAAGGGCAAAGGGGCGGACGAAGUGAAAGAGCACGUGUUCUUCGCCGGAAUCGAUUGGCAACAAGUGUACCACCAAAAAUACACUCCGCCCCUCAUCCCGCCCAGGGGCGAGGUCAACGCCGCCGACGCCUUCGACAUCGGCAGCUUCGACGAGGAGGACACUAAGGGAAUCAAGCUCACCGAAUCGGACCAAGCGCAGUACAAGGACUUUCCCCUGGUCAUAUCCGAACGCUGGCAGAGCGAAGUGGCCGAGACAGUGUUCGAAACUGUCAACCAGGAGGCUGAUAAAAUGGAGAUGAAGAAGAAAUCCAAGCAGAAACAGAAGUUCGACGCGGACGAGAAAGAAUCCGAUUGCAUACUCCACGGCUACAUCAAGAAGUUGGGCGGACCGUUCGCCAGCGCGUGGCAGACUCGAUACGCCAAACUGUACCCUAAUCGUCUCGAGCUGCACUUGGAAAACAGCGCUAAGCCGGAAAUGAUACUGCUGGACAUAGUCGAGGAGGUCUCCUCCGACCUCGUCUCCGUGAAGGGAGAGCAGUGCAUCGUCCUCAGGACCAGAAACGACACGAAGAUCGUGCUCACCAACACGGACGAAAUAGGCCUCAAGGAGUGGGCGACUUCGCUUCGCUCCGCCCACAAGUGCUCCCAGGAGCUGCUCGCCUCGAUGGCGAAGAAGGCCGGCAAGAUAUACGGCACCGACGGGGCGAAAGAGCCGGCCUCCGGGCGGCCCCCUCCGGCGGCGUCGCCGGCCCUCGCGAGAGCCCCCAACGGGAACAACUAGCACGAGCUUCCCGCGCCCAACAAGGGCGCGAAGAUGUUCCGCCGCUCCAAGAGCGCCGCCCAACUCAUCAAGUGAACCGACCCUCGACUCGUCUCGGUGGAGUCGAGCGUUCACCGAAAGCGUCGAGCGACAGUCGGGCCACGGAGUCGGAGCUCCGAACCGCGGUGACAAUCGAACUGCCGAGUUCUACCGAGCGAGUGCGGCGCGUGCGCAUCCUCCGCCGAAGGCGAAGGCGCUCCGUCUCUUCGAUAUUUCGUAUUCAUUCGCACGGACUCGAAACUCUGUAAUCACUGUGACCUUCUGGAUGUCGUAUUAACUCUGUGGGUAGGGUAGGUAUUGUAAAGUUAUAUAUAAACGGUUAACGCGACGUUAAUCGGACGUAGCGUUCACGCGCGUCUCGUGCAAUAGAUUGAUCCCACUCGUGACGAACGAUUGGACGGCGACGGCGAAUGCUGCGGUCGCUUCGCCGACUCUCGCACGUAGGGUAUCGUAUAGAUCUAAAUUAUUCUACUCAAUUUAUUUUAUGUCGGACGGCUCUCUCUCUCUCUCGGCGCGAGUGAUUUAUUAAUAAAAAGUUCCUUUGAUGUGUGAGUGACAGCCCUGUACUAUUUAUUAAUAUUAUUUUGUACUUAAACUUCCCUUCGGGUCGACGCUCGCCACGCGUUAAGUUUCGUCGUUAUCUAUUUAAGUUAGAGCUCGACGCGAGGAGGUGGACCUUUUUAUAUUCGGACGGAUCUUCUAACGACGGGGACGCUGAUGCAAGUUUUACGUUCACGCUCGGAUCGCGUCGCGACGGACCGUUCUCACCGAGGGCGAACUGAUGCAGAUUUAGUUAGAGAGCGCGACGAUGUAAAUAUUUAUCUUUUAGCCGUCGGAGCUUUCACUUUUCUAUAUUUAUAACGUGAUAGUGCGAAAUACAUUUACUAAGAUUUCGCAAACAUGUUCCGCCGCGUGCGCGUGCUCCGGUGGGCCGACCUCGUCGCACCUCUCUCACUCGUAACUUACCGAUUUCUGAAGAACAGUUUUGUACGGUGGGACCACGUCCCCGUUGUUGUGUUGUAGUGUGUACUUUUAUUCUUUGUAAAUUUUCAAAUUUGUUAUUAGAAACUUAAUAAAGUUACUGAAUAGAGUAGAAUUAGAUUCUAGUCAAUUAAAUGUACGAUACUGAACCUGUUGGAUUAGGGUGAAAUUAAAGUUUAGAGGUGCAUGUGUAAGCAGUAUUAUAGGUUAGUUGAAUUGUCAGCCCGUUGUGAUAAUUUCUCGUAUUCUGCGGACACUUAGUCGUUUACGUACAUUGCUUGUAAAAUUUAAUUUGAAUCGAUUUUCGUAAAAAAAUUAAUAAUGUAAAUACUGCAAUUCUUUACAUUCCUAGAUCACAGAUGUGUACGAACGAAAUGAAUUUACUUAAGAGUAUCCCUCGCGCUCGGACGUCGCCCUUCAGUCGGGGCGAAGGGCUAAAUCUGCAUCAGACGUUGAGUCGCCGUAGACACCUCUGUUAGAUAUUUUUAUUGUGAACCUACAUUGUAUGUAGUAAAUUGUUUAUUUAAUCAA